AUGGCUGACGUGGUUACAUUUUCUGAGCUGGACGCCCCAUGUGGAUCAUCCAGCUCAGCCCCCAAACCACUCGUCAGGGACCUCGCACACGAACCGCAUCCAGACCACAAUGCCUUAACACAGCUUUCCGACAGAAUGGCUGCGACUCUCUCCUCCUCAGCGUCCGCCUCCCUUCGCUCCCUCGCUGUCCCAGAGGGAAGCAGCCUCUCCUCUUCUUCCCGCGCGGCAAUCCCUGGGUUCUCCGGCCUCAAGGCGCACAGGGGACUCUCCGCCUCUGCCAGGAUUCAAACAUGCACCUGCGUGUCCUGCGGCCGAUCCUGCUCCUGCCCGUGCGCGAAAUGCGGUAACCGUCGCACCAGCAUCGUCGCCAAGGCCAGCGGAGACAACCAAUUUGCCAGCGUUUCCCAAUCCACGGCAGCCCCCGCCGCUCCCGCCACCAGCGCCCUCCUCCCCGCCGUCGUCGGCGCCGGCGCUCUGGGCGCCGCGACCUACGUCGCCGUGAAGAAGCUCACCGCGUCCCCCUCUGCCGCUCCCGCCGCAUCCACGGGCGCCGCUCCCGCCGCCACUCCCGCGCCGCCCAGCGGCAUCGUGCCGCGCGCGAAGCACGCGGCGGCGUCCGCCCUCGCGACGAUGGCGACGACGUUCCCGUCGGCGAUGCAGGAGGAGGCGUUCCUGAAGGCCGUGGCGGUGGAGCUGGCGAAGCUGGGGUUCCGCAAGGACAACGGCAUCGCGCUGGUGAACACGUGCCGCGACGAGGUGUGCCGGCCCGUGGUGAGCAUCAUCGACCGCGAAUUCGGGCUGAGCUUCAACAUCUCGGGGCUGGGCGGGCUCGUCAACUGCGGCAAGGUCGGCUUCAAAGCCGCCAUGAGCCACUCGCCCGAGUUCCCCUGCGACGUCGACGGCAACCUCAAGGAGCGAUACAUCUUCUUCGCGUUCCCCCACGUGUCCAUCGGCGAAUCGGGCGAGGUGGGGUCGCUGCUGCGUCGCGGUCGCGGCAAGCCGUCGAGCGCGUGCGGAGCGUUGAUCGCCAUCAAAAACGACAUCAACAACGGCGCGGCGCCCAGCAUGGACAGCGACGACCCCGAGUACACGCUGCUGCGCAAGAAGAUCAUGGCUAAGGUGUCGGGCGGUAACAAGUCUCUGGUGGACGUGACGCGCGCGGCGUUGGCGGCGAUCAACGAGGACCUCGAGAAGCUCAUCUCGCUGACGGUGGACCCCGCCACGGCGGACUACGCGGUGAUCACGGGCGUGCAGAUUCACUCGGGCGACCAGAUUCCCGGCCAGCCCUUCCGCAUCGAGCGCACCUGCGACUACAUCGCGCCCGACAAGAUGUACGCCGUCGUUCGCGGCCAGAAGUACGCGCUGCAAGUGCAGACGCCCAAGUCGGAAGGCGUCUCUGCCAUGGUUUGA
Molecule: messenger RNA, 1410 nt
Organism: Closterium sp. Yama58-4
Lineage: Eukaryota; Viridiplantae; Streptophyta; Zygnematophyceae; Desmidiales; Closteriaceae
Source: the annotation of a GenBank genome assembly